Molecule: messenger RNA, 3275 nt
Organism: Tribolium castaneum (red flour beetle)
Lineage: Eukaryota; Metazoa; Arthropoda; Insecta; Coleoptera; Tenebrionidae
Product: inter-alpha-trypsin inhibitor heavy chain H4
Exons: 15
Coding region: 395-3238 (947 amino acids)
Source: RefSeq, a predicted model, not a curated record
UGUUUAAUUAGUUUCAAUAUAGGUCAAAGGUUUUUAGAUUUAAAAUUGCCCGGCGCAUCCACCAUUAUUUUACGCUAGGACUUGAAUUGGUAAUUAUUUGCAUUUCCAAUAAUGUUCCGUUUGGAAGCAAAUGACAGGUUUAGUGUUAAGAAAAAGUCAUAAAUUUUUGGUCUAAAUAUCAAUUUAUGUCGAACUUAAACACCACUGCGCAGAAAUAUUCAGACAGACGAGAAGAAAGAGAGUGAGGGAGUCAGUUAUCGUCCAGCUCUAAUCCGAGCAACACUGAGGUUUUUUUGAUCUACUUAAUAGAAAAAUAAUUUUAAAUAAGCCAUUAUUAAAGUUAUUUAGUGAUAUAAUUGUGUCUAUUUUUGAUAUUUUAUCGUCUAUAAUAAUAAUGGAAUCCUCAAGUGUUGUGCCUCCUCAAAUGUCUUCGAUGCACAUUGAAACGACAAUAAGUAACCGUUUUGCCAAAACUUUAGUCACAAGUAAAAUAAAAAAUACAGAAUGCAAUGCUGUGGAGACCACAUUUUCGGUCAUUUUGCCAGAAAAUGCGUUUAUCUCAGAAUUUGAAAUGGAAAUUGGUGGAAAAAUAUUCAAAGCGUACGUGAAAAAGAAAGUUGAGGCUAAAAAAAUCUAUACUAAGGCUGUUUCAAAAGGGUUUAGUGCUGCUUUUGUCGAACUAGACGUUCGCGAUUCGAAAAAAUUCACCGUUUCGGUGAAUAUUGAACCGUCGAGUGAAACCAUCUUCAGACUCACGUACGAGGAGCUUUUGCAACGCCAGAAUGGCCAAUACGAACUUAUUAUUAACGUACAUCCGGGACAAAUCGUUCAUGAUCUCUGUGUGGAAGUAAAAAUUGACGAAACGCGCCCUUUGACCUUUGUCAAAACUCCUUCGUUACGUACAGGGAAUGAGAUAAGUGACGAUAAGCCCGAAUUGGAUCCUUGUGCCAAAACAGAAAUGAUUAAUGCGAAUUCGGCCAAAGUUAAAUUCAAUCCGGACAAAGAGCAGCAGAAAAAAUAUGCAGAGCUGCUCGGGAGUAAAGAUGAGGGGCUUGCGGGCCAAUUUGUUGUGCAGUAUGACGUAGAAAGGGACCCAAAAGGGGGCGAAGUUUUGUUACGUGACGGUUAUUUCGUCCAUUUUUUCGCCCCAAGUGGGCUACAAACGCUCCCAAAACAUGUAGUUUUUGUUUUGGAUUAUAGCGCAAGUAUGGAGGGGCGCAAACACGAACAAUUAAUGCAAGCAAUGGAUAAAAUUUUGUCCGAUUUAAACCCCGAUGAUUUAUUUCAUAUUGUACGAUUCUCCGUCAUUGUUUCAGUCUGGAAUUUUGAGAAAAAUAGGUUUGAUCAAAUCAAAUUCGCUCAAAAGCCUGAAUAUGAAAAUCUUGAUUCGUUUCUAGCGGAGUUAAAUUUAGGAGAAGCGAUUCAAGUGACUGAAGACAAUAUUGAAAAAGCUAAAAAAAGCAAACGCCAUGUUGUGGGCAUGGGGUGCACUAAUAUCAUCGGGGGAUUGGUAGUUGGUCUGUUUUUAGUUCGACGAACUUUAGAAAAGAAUUACGAGAAAAAUGUUGCGCUUAAACACCAACCAAUGAUUAUUUUCCUCACCGAUGGUUUACCAAAUGUUGGUAUAAGUAACCCGGACGAAAUUACCAAACUUGUGACUAAAAUUAAUCAAGGGACAAACAGGGCUGCAAUUUUCUCCCUGUCUUUCGGUGAAGACGCCGAUAAAAAUUUCUUGAAAAAAUUGUCGGCCCAAAAUUUGGGCUUUUCGAGGCAUAUUUACGAAGCAGCUGAUGCCGCCCUCCAAUUACAAAAUUUCUACCGCACUGUUUCCUCCCCUUUGCUGCGAGACGUCCGAUUUAAAUACGUCGACAAAGUCUCAGAAGUGACCCGAAUUGAUUUCCCGAUUUUUUUCCUUGGUUCGGAAUUUGUGAUAGCCGGACGAUGCGGAGACACACAACCUUUGAGACACGUUGAAGCUUUUUGUACCAACGGUUGUAUCGAAUUUGAAACAGACGAGACCGAAAGUGACGUGUCUCUAGAGCGACUUUGGGCCUAUUUAACCGUCAAACAAUUGCUAGACGAGGCAGAAACGUCCGAAAAUGGCACUGAAUUAACCAAAAAAGCGCUCGAUUUGGCCUUGAAAUAUUCUUUCGUGACUUCAGUCACGUCUUUGGUUGUUGUAAAACCGCAAGAAAAUGAUUUAUACGAUUACGAAAAUACUCAAAACGAAGCUUUAGAAUUGGCUGAUGGUCGUUCACGUGUGUUAGUUUGUUCAUCACGAGCAGCAGACCUUAUGCUGGGUAGGGGUGUUUCAAGCCAACAUCGAGCUCUAAAAUUUAGUGGCAAAACGUCACCUCUCCAUCGGUUGUAUAGUCACUGUAAAUCUCACGUUUUCGUGGCGCCUGAAUUAUCAAACUUGAAUGUGUCUUCUGGAAUACGCAAAGUCUUUACCGGUUUCAAACACAAGGACGAGAUAACACAGUUUAAAACUUGGGUGAACACCACUCAGCCACAUUUGCCGCAAAUUAACGGCACGCAAGCAAGUUUGUUUUUACACUGUUGUGACUAUAAUGAAGACUUGGCCAAAGAUUUGGUUGAUUCCUAUUUUACGAUUCGGACUUUGUGUCCUGAAUUUUUUACAGACAGGGAUGUUACAAAAUCGCCCCUUAAGGAAAGUUUAGAUGUUGCACUUAUCACUUUCCUGUCUGAAAAGACACCAACUGGUGAGGGAAUUAUUUUGGUGAAAUUGUUGGACCCAAACUUGGAUAAUUUCAAUUUUGCCGCAAUGGUUAAAUAUUUCGAUAUGGUUUGCACUCUCCACUUAAAUCAGGCACAAGUGUCUGGAGAGUAUUUAAUGAUUUUGGAUUUGGAAGGUUUGACUGUGAAUCAUUUAAGCAAACUUGUUGAGACUUCACUUAAAAAAUUCCUGUGGUACGUUCAAGAGGCCAUUCCUCUGAAAAUAAAAGGGAUACACUGCUUACACGUUGAUUCGCUCAUUGAUGACAUAAUGGCCCUAAUCAAGCCAUUGAUAAAGAGCGAAAAUGUCUUUAAGCUUUAUUUUCCUAGUAGUGUACAAGGCUUAAUCAAAGAUUUAUCGGCGGAAUAUGGGGGUUUACAUGACGAAAUUAAGAAGAAGUUGCGUGACAAUUUUUGGUUUUUUGAAACCGAACAAAUGCAAAGAGUUGACGAAACCAAGAGGCUUGGGCCCCCUAAAAUAACAAUCGAUGCUUUUAAUUGAUUUUUACAAGAAAUAAAACUUUAUUUUUCGUUGCCAA